CCAAAAUUUGGAGUAAAUACAUUCGUUGUGCAACACUAAAAUUGCAAUAACAAAAAGAGAAUUACAAUUUAUUGAUUGAAAAGAAAACACGAAAAAUUACACAUAUGUACAUAAGAAAAGUGCGCAGGCAGCAGCAAUCAAUUUGAAAACAAAAAGUUUGCCAAAAUUGCAUUUACAUACACAAAUUGGUCUGCCUGCAUUUGGCCCUGGACGUGCUUUGUAUCCGUCGAUAACCGAGACGCAAAGAUAGACGCCGUGUGGGGUUGGGCUUCCGCCCCGCUGCGUUUAGCGGCGAACAGAAUGGGCGACUUACCCGGUGGAGGAGGAGGAGCAGCAGGCGGAGCAGGUGCAGCUGGUGGUGGUGGAGGUGGAGGAAAUGGUGCAGCAGGCAGCAGCAGUUCGGGCGGUGGUGCAAGUGGGAGCGGUGGUGGAGGUCCCGGCUCUUCUGGUUUGCCCACUACCAAUGGCUUGGGUGUGGCUGGCACUGCUGGUCCUAACGUGGAUCGUCCCCCAUCUCCGGCCCGCCUCUCACACACGUCCGAAAAGCAUCCAAAAGUCACUUUAACCGAACUCAAUAUGCUGCGUCGCCAUCGUGAACUCUGCGAUGUGGUUCUAAAUGUGGGUGGCCGUAAGAUAUUCGCCCAUCGUGUCAUUUUAUCGGCAUGCAGCUCGUAUUUUUGUGCCAUGUUCACCGGUGAACUGGAGGAGUCACGUCAAACCGAGGUGACCAUACGCGACAUCGAUGAGAAUGCAAUGGAGCUACUUAUCGAUUUUUGUUACACCGCCCACAUCAUAGUGGAGGAAUCGAAUGUUCAGACUCUGUUGCCAGCCGCCUGCCUGCUACAGCUUGUUGAGAUUCAGGACAUUUGCUGUGAGUUCCUCAAACGUCAGCUGGAUCCGACCAAUUGUCUUGGCAUACGAGCAUUUGCUGACACACAUUCUUGUCGUGAGCUUUUGAGAAUUGCUGAUAAAUUCACCCAACACAAUUUUCAAGAGGUCAUGGAGAGCGAGGAGUUCUUAUUGCUACCCGUCAGCCAAUUGGUCGAUAUUAUAUGCAGCGAUGAGCUAAAUGUUAGAUCCGAGGAGCAGGUAUUCAAUGCCGUUAUGUCCUGGCUAAAGUAUAAUGUGGCUGAGCGAAGACAACAUUUGGCACAGGUCUUGCAACACGUUCGUUUGCCAUUGCUCUCACCCAAAUUCCUUGUGGGCACUGUUGGCUCCGAUCUCCUUGUGCGCAGCGAUGAGGCAUGUCGCGAUCUGGUAGAUGAGGCCAAGAAUUAUCUACUAUUGCCUCAGGAGCGUCCUUUGAUGCAGGGUCCCCGCACUCGACCCAGGAAGCCCACACGUCGUGGCGAAGUUCUGUUCGCUGUGGGCGGUUGGUGUUCUGGCGAUGCUAUUGCCUCGGUCGAACGUUUUGAUCCCCAAACAAAUGAUUGGAAAAUGGUUGCACCCAUGUCCAAACGCCGCUGUGGCGUGGGCGUGGCAGUGCUCAAUGAUUUACUCUAUGCUGUUGGUGGCCAUGAUGGGCAAAGCUAUUUAAAUAGCAUCGAACGCUAUGAUCCGCAAACAAAUCAAUGGUCCUGCGAUGUGGCCCCAACCACCUCGUGCCGUACGAGUGUGGGCGUGGCCGUGUUAGAUGGCUUUCUCUAUGCCGUUGGCGGUCAAGAUGGUGUCCAGUGUUUGAAUCAUGUGGAACGCUAUGAUCCUAAAGAUAACAAAUGGGGUAAAGUGGCACCAAUGACCACCAGAAGAUUGGGUGUAGCCGUUGCCGUCCUAGGAGGCUAUCUCUAUGCCAUUGGUGGCUCGGAUGGCCAGUGUCCAUUGAAUACCGUGGAACGUUAUGAUCCCAGACAAAACAAAUGGGUGGCGGUCAAUCCGAUGUCAACGCGACGCAAGCAUCUCGGCUGUGCCGUUUUCAAUAAUUACAUCUAUGCAGUGGGUGGGCGUGAUGAUUGCAUGGAACUAUCAUCGGCGGAGCGUUAUAAUCCAUUGACCAACACCUGGAGCCCCAUAGUGGCCAUGACCUCGCGAAGAAGUGGGGUCGGUCUCGCGGUUGUUAAUGGUCAGCUGUAUGCCGUUGGAGGCUUUGAUGGUUCUGCCUAUUUGAAAACCAUCGAGGUGUAUGAUCCAGAGACAAAUCAAUGGCGCCUCUGCGGAUGCAUGAACUAUCGCCGUUUGGGCGGCGGUGUUGGAGUUAUGCGUGCCCCACAGACUGAGAAUUAUAUGUGGUGCGAUAACAAUUCAAGCAAUAAUAAUAAUAAUAACUAUAAUCUCAAGCAUCAGCAACAGCAGCCACAGCAACAACAACAACAGCAACAACAACAAACACAGCAGCAGCUAUAACAAAAACGAAAACAAAAACGUAUCAAACCGUUCUAAUUUAUUUUCUUCUUCAUUCCUUCCAUACUUGUUUCUUUCUUUCUGCUACAUGCUGCACAUCUCCGACCAUUUUAUAUGUCUGUCAAUCGUUACAACUGCAACAAGCAGGAUACGCAAGGAUUCGGUUGUCUGAUGGGUAGAGCAGCAGUCGCAGCUACCGUCGUCCACGUUGUUGCCGCCCUCCGCCUCAUCCUCAUUACCAGCGCCGGCGUCAUCGUCGUCGUCGUCAUCGUCAAUGUCCUCCAAGCGUAUGUUGCCACCGCCGCAUUUCGUCUAUUGAGAGAAAAGAAACGAAAGAAACGAAAAGAAAAGGAUUAUGGUAAACCGAAGAAGCCAAAAUUUGCUUAAACAAAAAAACAAAAACGUAUUAAUUGUUAAUUGAAAAAUAAUUGAAAUAAUGUUUGUUAGAGUUAAUAUCUCACCACCAUUCACCCACAUGCAUUUGCCUCUCAACUCCUCCCCCUCUCCCCACCCAUUUUACUUCACCACCACGUUCAGAUGAACACACAUUCGCUUACCCAUCGCUCACCCACGAAUUGAUUCAUAAUUUUGGUAUUGUAAGUAAAUGUUGUUGGUGUUAUAUAUUUUUCUUCCAUCUA
This is a messenger RNA of Drosophila willistoni, 2975 nucleotides long. It is a transcript of the gene dbo, whose product is annotated as kelch-like protein diablo. NCBI's taxonomy places the organism in Eukaryota, Metazoa, Arthropoda, Insecta, Diptera, Drosophilidae. The transcript is spliced from 5 exons. Gene Ontology annotation, molecular function: protein binding. The record is from RefSeq and is a predicted model, not a curated record. Bases 301 to 2340 code for a protein of 679 amino acids.